Theobroma cacao (cacao) is the source of this 2115-nucleotide messenger RNA. RefSeq names its product transcription factor MYBC1. Gene Ontology annotation, biological process: regulation of DNA-templated transcription. Gene Ontology annotation, molecular function: DNA binding; DNA-binding transcription factor activity. The record is from RefSeq and is a predicted model, not a curated record. Lineage: Eukaryota; Viridiplantae; Streptophyta; Magnoliopsida; Malvales; Malvaceae. Gene Ontology annotation, cellular component: nucleus.
AAAUAUCCAAAUAAGAGAGAAUUUAAGAAAAGCAUCAGACACAGUACUCAUGAUAAAAGCUGAAAAGAAGAAAACAAGAUCCACCUCGAACCUCUCUCCACUCUCAUCAAUCCCCUCUCUCUCUUCUGAUUCUGACCUCGAAUCCGAGCUCUCCAGGCUGCGGACGGGGUAGGAAAGCGCAUCUUCCUUUUGUGGGAGCAGCGGCAGCAGCAGCAGAGUUGGGAGCUGUUGGUCCAAAUUUAGGUUUCGAUUUGUUGCUUUUCAAAAUUUACUUGUACUAAUAAUUAUAAUUAUUAUCACAAUUUGUGAAUAAUGAGGGAUGAAGACUCAAAUUGGUUCGCAAGAUGGGAGGAAGAGCUGCCAUCACCAGAAGAGCUGAUGCCUCUUUCACAAACCCUAAUCACACCUGAUCUUGCUCUCGCCUUCGACAUUCGAAACCCAAACCACCACCACCACCUUCAACAACAACAACAACAGCCACAGCCACCGCCUCCUCCUCCACCCUCCGCAGCCGGGCAGCCUCCUUCUCAGCCCACUUCGGCCGAAUUUGCUGCUGAUUCCGGUGACUUGGGGUCCGGGGCUGCUGGAGAUGAGCCCGCACGCACUCUCAAGCGGCCUCGCCUUGUGUGGACCCCACAGCUCCACAAGAGAUUCGUUGACGCCGUGGCUCAUUUGGGGAUAAAAAACGCCGUCCCCAAGACCAUAAUGCAGUUUAUGAGUGUUGAUGGUUUGACCAGAGAAAACGUUGCUAGUCAUUUGCAGAAAUAUCGCCUUUAUUUGAAGAGAAUGCAAGGCUUAUCUGGUGGUGGAGGUGGCGGUGGCGGUGGUGCCAACGGUGGAGCUGGUGGUGCCAGUUUGAGUGCCACGGCUGAUCCGGUGACUGACCAUCUGUUUGCAAGCUCACCGGUUCCACCGCACUUUCUUCAUCCGGGUAGGGGUAAUUCGGAGCAUUUCUUGCCGUUUGUACCAGUGCCGGCACUGCAGCAUCACCACCAUCACCAGCAACAGCAGAUAGUGGCAGCGGCGGUAGGACAUCCACAUCUGCAGACUCAGUAUCAUAGACAAAUGGGGCAUUUUGGAUCAUCCCCAAAUGGCCAAUUCGAGCACCCCUUCUUAGGCAGGCAGACGCAGCAACCAAUGCAUAGAAUGGGAGGGGCACCCGUGCAUAAUCAAGUUCCCAGUAGUUAUGUGGAAGAUUUGGAAUCUGCCAAUGGGAAUGGUGGAAGGAAGGUUCUUACUUUAUUUCCAACUGGGGAUGAUUGAUUCAAAACUUUGGUAAUUAUUGACAUUCCAUUUUCAUCAUUCAACUUUUCUUCUUUUAUUUUGAUUACUCCUUUUGUUUGAGUUUCAUCAUGUAGAGUCUUGGUCGGUGGGUGGUCAUUUUUCUUUUUUUUUUUUUUAAGUGAUCUUGACGGGGAGGUGGUAAUUGGCAAUGGACUUCAAUUUCUUAAUCUGAAUUUUCAUCUUGAGAUAGUGGGGAGUGUACUUAAUCUGGUAUUCUUUUACCACACUCCGUCAGGCAUUAGAGUUGGUUGCCAUGUCAUUUGUUUUAUAAUCUUCAGUUCUGCAGACUUCUACCCUUGUAAUUAAGUUGUCAGUGGCAGUCUGUGUUCUCGGUCAGCUUCUGGUGACGGAUAUUGAUCGUGAUGUCACUCUAAGCGACAAAAAGUUCCUAAGCUUAUCAAUGUUUGCAAUUACUUUGGUCUGGUGCUAUUGGAUUAAUCUGGACUGCUUAGAGGUUGUGUUACCCCAUUGUUGUUUGGGAUCAGCUCAUUUUACUUAAGUUUUGGAGUCUGCUUGCCUGGGAGGUCCUUCAGCCAUCAAGGUGGUUUUGAGGCAACAUGACUAAAUUUUGAGCUUGCUGGCGGGAAAAAUAAUGCUUACAUUCCUUGUUGGUGUCUUUGUUUCUUAUAUUGAGGUUCUCCAGUUUCCAAAAUUCUCUUCUAUGUUAAUCAUUUCGUCUUCUUAGUUAAGUGUUAUGUAGAGGUAAGUUGUAAUUGUACAUUGUGUAACUCCAUAGAAGACUUUGGACCUGUGAUAUGAAGGGUAUCUUUCAGGGAUCUCUGACUUUUUUUUAUGUUAAUUUUAUUCUAAUCCCCAUGAACAUUAGCUGGA